Lytechinus variegatus (green sea urchin) is the source of this 4848-nucleotide messenger RNA. RefSeq names its product chloride channel CLIC-like protein 1. The record is from RefSeq and is a predicted model, not a curated record. The transcript has 8 exons. Gene Ontology annotation, molecular function: chloride channel activity. Lineage: Eukaryota; Metazoa; Echinodermata; Echinoidea; Temnopleuroida; Toxopneustidae. Bases 187 to 2352 code for a protein of 721 amino acids. Gene Ontology annotation, cellular component: membrane; endoplasmic reticulum.
GUCGAGCGAAUUGCCAGAAAGUGAUUUGUUUACAAAAUACGACAUGGUAAUAACAAGAUUUUAUGUUGAGGGAAAGCUCUAGGAUACACUGGAGUAUUGAACUAAAGAGCACUAUUUGCAUCUUCAGUCUAAUCUCCCUUCUUCAAUCCACAAAGAAGAGAUAAUCACCUAUAAGGAAAUCCGAUAAUGCCCACAAGAAUCAUGGGAGGAUGCAGCUCUCCAGCUUUGAUCAGCUGCUGUCUACUCUUUGCCUGCCUUUGCCUGACCAAGCAGUUCUCUCUCUAUGUUGGCGCCCUCAAUGUUGACUCUGAAGUUGAUUGUGAAAUCGACAUAAACGACAUGCUUGACUAUGACCCGGUUACACAGACCAGCGCUCGAUGCGAGAGAAUGAAACGGGAGAAGAAGAAAGCUAAAGAUCAAUGUCAGACAAAUUUAGAAGAUGCAACACAAAAGCUGGAGUCUUGUCUGACGUCCAGUGAUCACAAGCCAUGUGACUGUCCUCCACCUAUCGAAUGCCAGGAUGAGGUUCAACCUACGCCUUGUCAUGAUGCGGAAGAUAUGUUCUUUCGUCGUCUUGUACGUCACUUUGCCAAUGUCAUCCAAGAAAAGGCUCCAGAGAGUGGCCCAGUUGAAGCACAGAUUGAGGUCCACCUCACCAGUCAUGAGUGGAAGAAACUCCAGAGCUUUGCCGAUGGUAAGGACGAGUACAGACGAGCCGACAUCCACGAUGUCAUGGUUGGCAUGACCCUAAACAUCUUCUACUUCAACCAGACAAGUGUCAUGGAAUGGCUCGGAGAACAGAUCAAUUUGAGGUCUCCUGCUGUCAUUUUGCUCACAGUUUCUGUCACAGUCCUAUGCAUAGUGUUUGGUGUGGGUAUGUACUCGGACCUCUAUUGGAACCGACGCUUCAUCGCCUGCCUCCUAACAUCCACAUUUGUCAUCAGUCUGAUAUGGAAUUGGAUUUAUCUCUACCAGGAAGAAACUAUCAAGCGUUACCGCAAUGCCCAGAAGUAUGAAAAGAUCCCCGCCAAUUGCAUGCCGCACAAGAUGACUUGGGUCCAGGCAUUGCACGAAUGGUUCACUUCCAUGACAUCGAUCCGCACAGAUGAGUGUUUUGAGUACCAUAGGAUCUAUCAGGUGGAUCCCCUCUUUGAUAUACCACCAACUAGGGCUUUAUCCGUCACCAUCUCAUCGCUCUUUGUAGACAAUUUCAAAUACUUUGGUCGAGCCGUCAGUGAAUUCCAUGCCGAGAUCUUCAGGGACCUGCCUAUCUGGGCAGCACUACCUGCCCUUGUGUCUUGCUAUGUAUUUGGUUUCCUGGCUCUCCACGCAUACAUAUCCGCACCAAGGAGGGUCCUGAGAGAGCGCCCUCAACAGAUGGUCAGAAGAAGAGACCAACAAGCUUUGGGAGCAGCCCAGGAGCAAAACUUACCAAUUGCUGAACACGAAGAGUAUGGUGACCUUGAAGGGGAUGAUAGAGAAGGAAACAGGAUAGAAAAUAUUCAACCGCCAACUCUACCUGCAGCUGGGAAAGGAAAGAAAGAACCUCCCAGGAAACAAGGUUCUGCUCAAAAGACACCCCCUGGCAGCCAACAUCUGCCUCAAGGAGCAGUCGGAGGUGACACUGAUGAUCACCCACGGGGUAUCAGAAGAGAUGGUCAGUUCAACAGCUCUCAAGACAAAGUUUUAUUUCCAGAUGUGAAGAGGGAUGAGCGCCUAGUCCAAGAGGAAAGGGGCUAUGAAGUGGGACCAAGUAGUUUAGGUCCUGCAGUUAGACCAAAGUUCAGUCCUCUUCAAUCUGGACAAACCUUCCGGAAUGAUACAGACACAAGCAGCUCAGACUCUAUAGAAGCGGAUGAGCCAACACCUAGACCAAAAGACUUUGGUAGUCACAGGCCUUCCAGGCAGAAGACACCGGUCAAAAGAGCAACAUCUAUUGGCGAUAGCGAAUCUGGUAACUUGGUAAGCCAUCCUGCGUCAGAGAGGUCUGAUGGGGAAUCCUUGAUGGGUUCAAUGUGCGAGUCAUCCCUUAAAGAACCAGAGGCCAGUGAAGCCUUUCCAAGAGAUACCCAUGGAGGACACCUGGCUUCCGCUCCUGAUGAGGAAACCACAGAGUCAUCCAACCUUCCCACGGGAUUCACCACACCGUCCUCCAUAGGUAGUCCUGAUGACAUCUCGGUGAUCAGUCAGUCACCUGAGAAUACCAACAGUGCCUCCUACGACUUCAUCACCACUAGCAGCUUCGGCCUUCUUGGUGAACAAACCCACAACCCGGAGGCGGAUCAUGGUGCUGAGUUUGGUGAGGAAGAGGACUUUGAAGAUGAUUUUGAGGUUCUGAAGAUUGAGAAAUGAUGCGACAUCCCUGUACUUCCAAUCCCAGGAGCAUUGCCACAAUGAUCCCCCCCCCCCCCCCUCCCUCCACUGGCAAAAGGGCAUAACUGACAUUUUUGUGUUUUUGAGAUAUUGAGGAAAUUGUCAUUGGUUUCUGUGAAAAAUUUUAUGUUUCUUUUAACAUGUUAAUUAUGAAACAAAUGGUCUUUAUACCUGGCAGAAACUGAUCCCCCAUAUUUUCAAGACUUGUGUCAAUGGAAAACCUAUAUAAUUGCUUAAUCAGCCAGUCUCCAACAUUUUAUUAAAGCAGGGGUGAUAAACACAAGAUACUGAAUCAUCCUCUAAAUAAUUAUUCAUUUCAUUUAAAAUAUCAGUCAUAUUCUUUUCAUGGGGAGCGGGGAGGGGUCAGUAGUACAAUGCUGGAGUGGUACCUGUGCAUACCUGAAUGUUCAAAAUUGUCGCAAAUUUCAUGUAAGAUGGCAGUGAUGAUUGGAUGCAUUCUUUGAUUUCAAUAUCUACAUGUUUGUUGUAUAAUUGUCUUCUUGGUAAUAAACCAGGCAUGUUUAGGCUUCCAAAUCUGCAAUUUUACCUAGAUAUCUAUCACCAAAGAAAUAGUUAGCAAUUAUUCUUUAUUCUGAUAUCAAAGUCAAUUAAUGAAAUUAAAGGUCAGGUUCAUCUUUCCAACAGGUAACAGAAUGAAUAUUGAGCGUGUGACAUCCAAUCUCUUAUGCAUAUUAACCAUGUUUGAAGAUAAUUGUUUGGUGAAAUUAAGUAAACUUUGAAAUGCUGUAAUUUUCCUAUCUUAUUUUCAAUUUCAGUUUUAGUUUGGAUUAUUUUCAUGUAUAUAAUACAGUAUAAUAUUCAACAAGAAAGAAUGGUACAUUAAUAAUUAAAUAGUACAUUACAAUAAUUCAAUAGAAAUGAGACAAUGGUAAUAACACAUACGAGACAGAUAUAUGAUGAUAAGAAUAUAAAGGAUAAACUAUUAAAAAAAUAGCUUAUGUAUAGUCUCCCUAUGAAUAAGUCAGUAUUGUCAAUUUGAUGAAAUUUUCAGGUCUAUAUUUGGUUCAUCGCUGUUUAUUCAAAAUCAGCAUGUCGGGAUGUACUUGACCUUUAAUAAGUAUUUCUAAAUAUAUGUAACUGAAUUUUGUUGGUGACCUGUACACAUGAUGCUGAAGUGCAUUUUCUGUUGCAGACAUUAUUUAAACUAUAUUGCAAUUAGAGAUAGCCAGUAGGGCCAUACAACUCAGAUUUUUUUUCCACAAGCCCUUACAAGGUACCAGGUCGCUCUCAUCUAAUUCAAAACUUGUGUGUUUCAUAAUUCUUUCGUGCAAGUUGUGCCCUUAUUGUGUAUGUCACUCCUUCACAUAAUUUCUGAGAGAUUGGUCGACAAAAGUGUACUGAGCACCAUUCAUUUGUCACAGUAGCCCGUAUUCUAAAGUCGGGUUCAACUUGCAUGGUCUAACUCUGUGCUAAAAUUAUGGGAAGCCAAACGUUUAAAAAAUUUUUUUACAUUGAAUGCUUCUUGUGUUAACUGUGCUUUUUACUAAUUAGUUAAUGGUGAAGACAAUUGUCAUACUUAUCUUUCCAAGGCAGUUAAUAAUGUUUUGGGAGUCAAAGAAGCUGAUACACUUAACCUCUACUGUUAUUGAUUUAUGUAACAACUGGCUUUUCAGAGUUAAACCACAACUUAAAACCAGAGUUUAAAUUAAACCCAACUUCAGAAUACGGGCCAGUGUUUCUAUUUCAAAGUGGUUACAAACUUCAUUUGACAUUACAAAGAUAUCCUGGGAUCUCACUUGUAGAUCAUCUGAUUAAUCCUUGAAACACCAGGCAUGGUGGCUCAGUGGUAGAGCGUCCGCCUCAUGAAUGGGAGGUCAUGGGUUCGAUCCCAGGCCGAGUCAUACCAAAGAUGUAUAAAAAUGGGACCUUCUGCCUUCUUGCCAGGCGUGCAUCAUUUAGAUCGGAGAAGGGUUAUAGUAACACAUUAAGUCAUGCAGGGCUUGCUGAAGUGGCUACCCUGGGUAAAUAAAACAUUACUAUUAUUAUUCCCUGUGCUUGGGACUCAUUGUUCAGUUGAAGAUUUUUUCUUCUUUCAAUUUUAAUUCCUAUAAUCUGGGAAAAAAAGUUGUUGUCCCUCAAGGAAAACUUUUUCCCCAUUAUUAAUCUACAUCUGCCACUCUCCAUCCAGGUUAUAAUAGGCUUGCCAUUUUCAAACCUUGGGAGCAUUUCAUGAAAGGACUUGUCAGACGUUUUAUCCGACAAGUCCCAUUUUAUCCGAUAGUUACCAUAGUAACAGUGCUUCUCAGCCAACCAAAAUCCAGAAAAGUUGUCAGAUCUGACAAUUUGUCGGACAAAAACGUUGCUGAAACGCUCUCUUGUAGUCUUGUCAAUGUUGUCAUCUAGACUUUGAUGAAGAUGCCAUUUGGGCAAACUCUUCAAACAUUUCCCCCAACACAGUUGUCCAAUGGCAAGACAUUGAUCUACAUUUGCCACUCUCUACCCAGGUAAUAAUAG